AUGUCCACGUACAAUAAGUAUCAAUUCAACGUCAGCAUGUCCUGCGGCGGCUGCUCCGGCGCCGUGAAGCGCGCCAUGACCAAACUCUCGCAAGAAGAUGCUGGCAAGGGCAUCAACAUCGAAGCCUCACAAUUCCUCCAUGAACAGAAGUCUCCCGACGAGCCCAACGUAUUCAUCGCCAUCGACAAAGAUGCAGAUGCUACAGACUAUGAAACCGUACUAGAACGGAUCAAGAAAACCGGAAAGGCGGUCAACUGGGGCGAGAAGGAGGGUCAGAGGGUUGAUGUCUAGUGUGCGUGAGGCAAAUGUUGCGGACCCACAUGCGAAGAGAAGAGUGAAUCGUUAUGAUACCUUGGCAUGAAAACAUAAAUACAUGAUUAUGGCUCGUGCUGCAUGACACUGUGCUUUCUUCGUCGAGUAUGUACAACUCACCACGUUACUUGCCCUAAUCGUUGUUACAAGCGACUGCAAGAUGUCUGUGUGAAGUGGAGAUAAAGCACCCCCAGAAUGAGAGGUAAGGAUUCUGAUUACAGGACUGACAAGCCUGUAUCGUUCUAUGUCUAAUGGUGUAUCGUAACCAGUGUAAUUAACCAAAACCGCAACCUCUAGCAAAAUUGUAUCCCAUGAACGAGUGAACCGAAAUGCCUGUUGUUUCUCUUCGCCAUGACAAUCUAAACGCC
Messenger RNA from Pseudovirgaria hyperparasitica, 680 nucleotides. RefSeq lists its product as uncharacterized. NCBI's taxonomy places the organism in Eukaryota, Fungi, Ascomycota, Dothideomycetes, Acrospermales, Acrospermaceae. Bases 1 to 291 code for a protein of 96 amino acids. The transcript is spliced from 2 exons. Gene Ontology annotation, molecular function: metal ion binding. The record is from RefSeq and is a predicted model, not a curated record.